Molecule: messenger RNA, 823 nt
Organism: Dermacentor silvarum
Lineage: Eukaryota; Metazoa; Arthropoda; Arachnida; Ixodida; Ixodidae
Product: gamma-secretase subunit Aph-1-like
Exons: 3
Coding region: 8-823 (271 amino acids)
Biological process (GO): protein processing; Notch receptor processing; positive regulation of catalytic activity
Cellular component (GO): membrane; endoplasmic reticulum; gamma-secretase complex
Molecular function (GO): protein-macromolecule adaptor activity
Source: RefSeq, a predicted model, not a curated record
CAAAGCGAUGGGCUUGUUGGAGUGCGUGGGCUACUCGCUGAUAGCGUUCGGGCCAUCGCUGGCCAUUUUUUGGGUGAUUAUCGUGGGUCAGCCGAGCCGGCUCGUGGUGUUCCUUGUGUCCUCGUUCUUCUGGCUCCUGUCGCUGCUGCUGUCAUCCAUCGCCUGGUUUAUGCUCAAUGAAUUUUUCGACGCCCCGUUCGCCGUUUGCCUCUUCACGUCUGUGGGUUUUCAGGAAUUCUUCAGGUAUCUGGCAUUCCGAACACUGCGCAAGGCCGAGGAGGCGCUGAACGUUGUGAAUCUCGUCGGCUCCGAGUUCGACGUGGCUCUUGUUCGCUACCACACAACGUUCGCCUGCGUCUCUGGCCUUGGCUUUGGAGCUACCAGCGCAGCCUCGGCUAUGCUCAACGUCCUGGCGGACGUGGGCGCCGGACCAGGCACGGUGGGUUUCUUCGGCGACCACAAGAGCCUGGACUGCAUCAUCUACUCGGCGACGGCCGCGUGUUUUGCUCUGCUCCAGACCUUAUGGAGCGUGGUAGCUUUCCACGCGCUGCUAUUCCGGCGCUACUGCGUUUUGCUGUUCGUGCCAGCUGCCCACCUCUUCACCUCGGGCGUGACGAUCCUAACUGGACAGGCGCACCAGGACGUCCAGUACGAGGCCAUACCUCUCGCCGCUGCCGGCGUGGUGCUCUACAUGACUGCUGCCGUGGCUUUCGUUGUGUCCGGAGGCACACAGCGGAACCUGUUUUCAUGCCUCGGUGGUCUGUUACGCAACACAGGUGGAUCCAUCAAUGCUCCAGAAGCCCCUGAGAGGCAGCAGCUGUGA